UAGGCGGAAAAUAUUCUUCGCCUCAAACGUCGCGAAACGCACUGAUUUUAGAUUACAUAAUUUCGUAGUUCCGGUUGUCGCCACCAGAGUGUUUCCCUGCUUGGCCAUGUGUUGGUGUUUGUUUACAUCUUUCCAGCCGCUUUAACAAGAUUUCUGAUUCUGAAACUGAAAAAAUGGUGAUUGCGCUAGGAUUAGAAGGCAGUGCCAAUAAAAUCGGCGUCGGCGUGAUGAAGGACGGCGUCGUCCUCGCCAAUCCCAGAAGAACGUACAUUACCCCACCUGGAGAAGGUUUCCUUCCUAGAGAGACCGCCAAACACCACAGAGAAAAUAUCAUUCCGCUCAUUAAAUUAGCGCUAAAGGAGGCUGACAUAAAACCUGAGGAAAUCGACGUGAUUUGCUACACAAAAGGCCCAGGAAUGGGCGCCCCACUAGUCGGUGUCGCGGUCGUGUCCCGGACGUUGGCCCAGCUGUGGAAUAAACCCAUCAUAGGUGUCAACCACUGCAUUGGUCACAUUGAAAUGGGCCGGCUAAUCACAAAAAGCAACAAUCCAACCGUGCUCUACGUCAGUGGCGGAAAUACUCAGGUUAUAGCGUAUUCUGAGAGGAGGUACAGAAUUUUCGGCGAAACCAUCGACAUCGCCGUCGGAAACUGCUUGGACAGGUUUGCCAGGGUGCUUAAACUGUCCAACGACCCUAGUCCUGGCUAUAACAUCGAGCAAGCGGCCAAAAAGGGAAAGCGGUUUUACCAGCUGCCGUACGUGGUCAAGGGCAUGGACGUCUCUUUUUCCGGCCUCCUCUCGCACAUCGAGAAGCAAGCGCCGAAGCUGAUCGAGGCUGGAGAAUAUACUGCAGAGGAUUUGUGUUAUUCGCUGCAGGAAACUGUUUUUGCCAUGCUAGUCGAAACAACAGAGCGAGCGAUGGCCCAUUGCGAAUCUUCGGAAGCGUUGAUCGUGGGCGGCGUCGGGUGCAACGAACGUCUGCAGGCGAUGAUGAAGACGAUGUGCGAGGAAAGAGGCGCGACCAUGUUCGCCACGGACGAACGGUUCUGCAUCGACAACGGGGCCAUGAUCGCCCAGGCCGGCUACGAGAUGUUCAGGGCCAAUGUCACCACCAGGUGGGAAGACACGUUCAUUACUCAAAGGUAUCGGACAGACGAGGUUGAAGUUGUUUGGAGAGACUAAAAAUAAUAAAUGGCUUUUGUAAACAA
This is a messenger RNA of Cloeon dipterum, 1207 nucleotides long. RefSeq names its product Probable tRNA N6-adenosine threonylcarbamoyltransferase Tcs3 (gene Tcs3). Gene Ontology annotation, cellular component: EKC/KEOPS complex; cytoplasm. The record is from RefSeq and is a predicted model, not a curated record. Gene Ontology annotation, biological process: tRNA threonylcarbamoyladenosine modification. The transcript has 8 exons. Lineage: Eukaryota; Metazoa; Arthropoda; Insecta; Ephemeroptera; Baetidae. Bases 174 to 1181 code for a protein of 335 amino acids.